AUGGCUGACCCGGCGGCACCGACCGAAGGCGAAGAGAACACGGUCCGCUUCGCCCGCAAAGGGGCCCUUCGGCAGAAGAACGUCCACGAGGUGAAGAACCACAAAUUCACCGCCCGUUUCUUCAAGCAGCCCACCUUCUGCAGCCACUGCACCGACUUCAUCUGGGGAUUCGGAAAGCAGGGAUUUCAGUGUCAAGUGUGCUGUUUCGUAGUCCAUAAGAGAUGCCAUGAAUUUGUCACCUUCUCCUGCCCGGGUGCUGAUAAGGGCCCAGCCUCUGAUGAUCCACGGAGCAAGCACAAGUUUAAAAUCCACACUUACUCCAGUCCAACAUUUUGUGAUCACUGCGGCUCUUUACUAUAUGGGCUGAUUCAUCAAGGAAUGAAAUGUGACACCUGCAUGAUGAACGUGCACAAACGCUGUGUGAUGAAUGUCCCCAGCCUCUGCGGAACAGACCACACUGAACGUCGCGGACGAAUCUACAUCAAGGCUCAGAUUGAUAAAGACGUUCUCACUGUUGUUGUAAGAGAUGCAAAAAAUCUAGUACCCAUGGAUCCUAAUGGUCUCUCAGAUCCUUAUGUAAAACUGAAACUCAUUCCUGAUCCCAAGAGUGAGAGCAAGCAGAAGACUAAAACCAUCAAGUGUUCCCUCAACCCUGAGUGGAAUGAGACAUUUAAAUUCCAACUGAAAGAAUCUGACAAAGACAGACGACUUUCUGUGGAGAUUUGGGACUGGGAUCUGACCAGCAGGAAUGACUUCAUGGGGUCUUUGUCCUUUGGGAUCUCAGAGCUGCAGAAAGCUGGUGUUGAUGGAUGGUUUAAAUUACUAAGUCAGGAAGAAGGAGAGUAUUUUAAUGUUCCAGUUCCUCCUGAAGGAGAAGAAGGCAAUGAAGAGCUCCGGCAAAAAUUUGAAAGAGCCAAGAUUGGCCAGGGAACCAAGGUUACUGAAGAAAAAACAGCCAAUGCAAUAUCUAAAAUUGACAACAAUGGAAACCGAGAUCGGAUGAAACUGACUGACUUUAACUUUCUCAUGGUGCUGGGGAAAGGCAGCUUUGGCAAGGUCAUGCUUUCAGAAAGAAAAGGCACUGAUGAACUCUAUGCUGUGAAGAUCCUGAAGAAAGAUGUUGUGAUCCAAGAUGAUGAUGUGGAAUGUACAAUGGUAGAGAAGAGAGUGCUUGCUCUUGCUGGGAAGCCUCCAUUCCUGACACAGCUUCACUCUUGUUUCCAGACAAUGGAUCGUCUCUAUUUUGUGAUGGAAUAUGUGAAUGGUGGAGAUCUUAUGUACCAGAUCCAACAGGUUGGACGAUUUAAGGAGCCUCAUGCUGUAUUCUAUGCAGCAGAAAUUGCUAUCGGUCUAUUCUUCUUACAGAGCAAAGGCAUCAUUUAUCGGGACCUAAAACUUGACAAUGUAAUGUUGGAUUCUGAAGGCCAUAUCAAGAUCGCUGACUUUGGCAUGUGCAAGGAGAACAUCUGGGACGGGGUGACCACCAAGACAUUCUGCGGCACUCCGGACUACAUUGCUCCUGAGAUAAUUGCCUAUCAGCCUUACGGGAAGUCGGUAGAUUGGUGGGCAUUUGGAGUGCUGCUAUAUGAAAUGCUGGCCGGCCAGGCUCCUUUUGAAGGAGAAGAUGAAGACGAGCUUUUCCAGUCUAUCAUGGAGCACAAUGUGGCCUAUCCCAAGUCCAUGUCAAAGGAAGCUGUGGCCAUCUGCAAAGGGCUGAUGACCAAGCACCCAGGUAAACGUCUCGGAUGUGGACCUGAAGGUGAACGAGAUAUUAAGGAACAUGCAUUUUUCCGGUAUAUUGACUGGGAGAAACUUGAACGCAAGGAGAUUCAGCCCCCAUACAAGCCAAAGGCUUGUGGGCGAAAUGCCGAAAACUUCGACCGGUUUUUCACCCGCCAUCCACCCGUCCUAACACCUCCUGACCAGGAAGUCAUCAGGAACAUUGACCAAUCAGAAUUCGAAGGAUUUUCCUUUGUUAACUCUGAAUUUUUAAAACCUGAAGUCAAGAGCUAAGUAGCUGUGUAGAUCUCCGUCCUUCAUUUCUAUCAUGCAAUCCCAACAGCUGUCUUGGUGACCUUUUUCUUUGCAAAGUCGCAUUUGUGGUUUUUUUUUAUAGUCAGACUAGAGUGACCAUAUUUCAGAGCCAUAAGUGUCUUCAAGUAGUUAAGAGUAUCUCUAACAUCUGAUAUCAUGAAGAUGUGGUGAGUAAAAUGCCUCAGCACAUAAAUGCACGCUAUCCAAUUGUGCACUGAGUUGAUUCUAUCCAUAUUUUAGCUAAACUUGGUCAAAAGAAAGGAACCUUAACUUAUCUUGCCUUUCAUCUCCCAUGUUUUUCCCUCAUCAUUUUCAUAGAUCAUUAGAGCUGGCUAGAAAUCUGCUUGUCCAUUGGAUAAGAUAUUUAACCCAGUAAUCUAAGACCACUUUGGUAGGCUAGCCUUUUUCUUUUCCUGUCUGCAAAAACUGAAGCAUUUAGUGCUAAACUCAUCCCAUGAUCCAGAAGACAAGUUGUAUCCCAAUAUUCAAAAUUUUCCCUUUUUUCCAAAGAAUUGAAGAAUGUAAUCUUCUGCCUAGUCCAAGGAAAAUGAUGAAAUCUUAAAAGUAAAACCAGAAAAUUAAUCGUAUUCCUUUUUAAUCUAUACACUAAGAUUACAUAUUCCCUCUCCUUUAACGCUAUGCUUUUCAGUUUCUAGGGCAGAACUGAGAGGAAAAUCAAAUGUAGAUAAGGCAGUUGAACGAGGUUAUCAUUGUCUAGCCUUCCCUCCACCAUAUAGGCAACUAGUCUAUGGGAACCAGCACCAGGAAUCCUACUGCUGGUGAUCUAAUCUAGUUGCUUGCAUGUUACUGUCAUGGCCACAUUGCAAUGCAGGACUUAUCCCAGAUAUUGUUGUGAUGCUUUUGCUUCCAAAUAGCGCAUAUCCACAACCAUCUCUAAACUACUUGAAAAUGGCACUUUGGAACAAUCUCUUGAAAGCUCAUGGUCACUCUAGUUAGCUCCCUACAUAAUAACAUGGUUUUACAUUACAUUCCAAACUUGAUUUUCUUUGGGGGGGUUUUAUUGUCAUUCAAAUGCCAAAACAGUUACUUUGUUAUACGUGCUUCGAAUGUGUCCAAAAUGUUAUUAACAACAAUGAACUGCUAUGAUUUUAAAAAGAAGAGCCGUGUGAAACCUAACCACACCUGUUAAAAAAAAAUGUGUCAGAAUGGAUAUUCAUGUAGAUACUUGCCUUUGGAUAUAGGAUUUGCCUAGAUGUGUUUCUGCCAUUGGGAAGAUAAUUAAGAGUUUGGGGAGAGAAAAGUCUCUUGAAACAGAGCGUCUUAUUAUUUACCUUUAUGCUAUUUUGUGAGAUGUUUGUGGGAGUGUCAGUUUGUUAUUGGUAUGCUUAAUAUCUGUAAUGUGCCAAUUUUUUUUUCAGUAUUGAGAUAUAAUAAAAAUGGAAAGAAAGAGAAUCAAAAGGCAACUGCUCUCUUUGAUGAAUACUGAUCUGUGCUAUAGUUUGGGGCUAUCUGAUGCCAUGUACCAGCAGAGAACCAGAAGAGAUAGAAAAGUGCAGAGCCAUCUAGCAUUUAGUGGGAACAUGAGAAAUUCCAGCACUGACCCUAGAACCCCAAAGGCCACAGCAAAAUACAGUGUCACCAAAGAAGAAUCAUUUAGCAGUUAAGGCAACCAAAUCAGACCAAGAACCAAAUUCCCUCAAAAUUUGGAUCUUUCUUUUCUUAUAAAAAGUGUAACCACCCCAAAUUAUUACUUCCUCUGAGAUCCAGUUCUGCCACACAACACUGCCUAUGUGAUACUGAACAAGAGACUUAGACUCAUUGGGUCUCAGUUUCUAUGGAAGUAAGUCAAAGGAAAUAUUGCAUGUCCUCAUGGAGCUGUUGUAAAUAUCAUAUGAGAGAAACAAAUAUGAAAGAACUUUAUAAAUACAAUGCUAGGUAUUUUUUAUCAUCAUCAUCAUCAUCAUCAUCGUCAUCAUUAUUAUGAUUAUUCCCAGCCAAUCAUUUAACCUUUUAGGACUCUAGGCAACACUCUAAGACUACAUUGCAGAAAAGCAUUGGCGUUCAUUGGUAGAAGGAGUUUCCUCAUCAGGGAAUUCUCUAAUUCUUGUGAAAUCACAAGUCCACUGUCUAUCACUAUCCCAGCCAAGAGCAUUUUCAAACAGCCUCAAAGGGCUGACAGAGCAGCCUGCAGAAGUUCAAAGAUAGAUUUUCAAGAUUAGGUUGGCUCCUGGGUAAGGGCCCUGGCCCUGGCCUUUGCAGUCUUUGUGAUAAGGUAAAGUUGUGAAAGAGUGAUAUAAAAAGCUCACAAAACAAAAAAAUAGCCACUGGUCAUGAAGAUUCCCACUCAUUUCCUAGCUUGGUCACUUUUGACAGCAUGUUCUCCAUGGCAGUUGGAGGGUUGGGGACUAGAAUAUCUAAUUCCUUAAAAAAAACUUCAUCCCCUACUCAUCACUUCCUUCCCCAAGUUUUCUCAACUUGCCUUGGUAUCUAAGUCCAGUUUUCUCAGCUUUUUCCUCCAAUUUCAAGGUAUAUUUUCUGGUUACAAAAAAGCUCUCCUUCCUUGCCUUCCUCCCCUCACCCCCCCCCCCCCCGCUGCCCCCUGCAGAGAAGGUGCCUCCUAAAUGACCCAACAACCUGAUGUCCUCAAAAAGCAAACACUGGCUAUGUGGAGUUGAGGUAUCAAUUGGAAGUGAAACUCAGAAAAUCCCCUGGCAGAAAGAAAUGUUUCUAUUCCACCGUUAAAUCAAACAAAAGUCAAGUCAGCCAAACUUGCCUUCUUUCCCCGUUUUGCCCCAUAUCAUUUCUCCUAUGACCCUCUUCUGUAGGCUUGCCACCCUUCUCACCUUGCUUUCCUCCUUUUUUAAUGUGGUUUCUCAUUUACUUUAUUGCUUCACCUUCUUCCUACCCAAUUUUCUAUCCUCUUCUGUGUGACUCCUCCCUCUCUUCUUGGUUUUCUUUCUCAUUCCCUCAGUGUUGUUCUUUCACAGGCUAUCCUUACUUUUCCUCCUCAGAAUCAUAAAGCAUAUAGGAUAUCAGAGUUGGAAGGGAUCUUAGGAUUUAACAACAGCAACUAAUAAUUACAACUUCCACUUAGCACUUUUCAGUUUUCAAAACACUGAAAUAUAUCAUCUCUUUUGAACCUCACAACAAGCCCAUGAUUUAGCAUGUUAUUAGACCCAUUUAACAAUAAGGAAAAAAGCUUAAAUAGGUAAAAGUGAUUCCCUAAGGUCACACAGCUAGUAAAUGGAAGAAACUAGAUUUGAAUCCAUGUCUUUUGACUCCAUCUCUCACAUACUUUUCAAAAAUUGCUUAAAUGUCAUAACUGAAAUUUUUAGAGCUGGUAGAUCUGGAAGCAAAGAUCAAAAUAUUAGACCAAGAAAGAACUUAAUAUCAUAAAACAGAAUUCAAACCAGCAAGGAUCUUAAGGAUCAAUUGAUGUUGCCUUUCCAUUUUAAAGAUGAAGAAACUGAGGACCAGUAGGGAAAGUGCCUUGUCCAAGGUCACCAAACUAGUCAGUGGUAAAGGGUAGGAUACAAAUAUACAAAUUCUGACUCCCAAGUCUAGUAUUCUUUUCAAAGUAUAACCUCCUUACCUCUAGCUGUUCGACAAUCAGACUCCAGCCCACAAUCUCUAGCUGAACCAGGACCCUGGAGGAGAUGCCAAGCUAUGCCCCACCCAAAUGUUCCCCAGGCCAGAGAGAAUGUGAGGAAGGGGAGUUACUAUAACUUGCUAGAAAGGGUAGAAUCAUAGAAUUUAGAGAAAGAAGUGAUCCCUGCAAAGCAUUGUGACCAUUCCUCUCAUUUUAAAGAUGAAGAAGAGGCGAAAAAGAGAUGGUGCCUUGCCUAUGGAUCCAUAGCUAAUGGCAGAGUCACAAUUUGAACCCAGUUUUCCUAUCUAGAUCAAUAAAAAGAACCAGAUGUUUUCUUCACUAUUCUCUUCAGAAGCUUUGAUUCAUGAGGCCAAAGUAGAUCCAAGAAAACCAUUCCCUAGCCUCAAUACUACAUAUCAGGAAGAAUUAGGGAGACAAGAUAGAAAAAUCUCCACUGGUCAGAUGGGGAAUAAUCCCAUGAAAUUUAGAAGAGUUCUUUUGGGUAUUAUUGCUACCUUCCCAACUAGGAAAAUCAGUGAAAUUUUUCUGUUGAUGAAUGAAAGGAUCUAAAAGUAAUUGAAGAGGAGAAAUAAUUCACUGGGAUGGAUAACUUAACUAACACUUUCAAAUGACCUCCCUGCCAACCCCAGUGGCCCUGAGCAUAGAUCUCCAUAUACUCUAGGCAUCUCUUACAAUCAAUCAAUCAAUCAGCAAGCACUUAUUUAACAUCUACUGUAUUUGUCAGACAUUGUGCUAGAUACUGACGAGAAAAAGAAGAAAAUAAAAUAGUUCCUGCCCUCAAGGAGCUUACAUUCUAUUAAGAUGCAGAACUUCCAAAAGAUAAUCAAAGCCAUUUAGAAAACCUAACCAACAGCACUGAGCUCAGAUUUCUUAUCCUUGAGGGGCAAAAAUGUUCCAGAAUGCUGUUAAUCCCCUAUCUCAUGAAAUUUAUUCUUUUCCUCUUUCUCUUCCCAUCAUUCUAUAUCAUGAGAUUUCCUUCCCCACUAUCACUGCCUUUAGUCAAGGCAGUAAAAAAUAAAGUUAUGGCUGAGAAUAGCAGACAAUUAGAACUAAAAGGAAACUUAGGAACCAGUGAAACCCCCCAAACUCAUUUUACAUGCAGAGAAAUUGAGACCCAAAUAAGAAGUAACUUUCCCAAAGUUUCAGAAGGAGUUAGUGACUCUUCUUUUGAAAAAGGAAAGCAAUCCUCUACAAUGCAUACUGCUUCUCCAUUUAUGAAGGGUGAGAGUCCUUGGCCCUUAGUUCAAUUAGAAUCAUAAAAUGUGAGGUGUCUGGUCUAAAUGGGACCUUUGAACCUAGAAUGUUAAGAGUUAGAAAAGACCUCAGAAGUCAUCUAGUGCAGAACUGAGGCUCAGAAACAAGAAGUGGUUUGCCAGUCAAUAAGACUGCCAAGACUCUCUUGGUCUCCUGACCUCCAGUGUUUUGUCCCUUGCACUACAAAAUGCACGAAGCCCUGGGCCAUGGCCACCAACUAACAAGCUGUUUAAGCUCCUAGAAUUCCUCACCUGGUUCUUCAUUCUGGUUAGACAACUUGAACUGGUAGUUCCUUUGACAGUUCUGAGUUUAGAUUUAGAGUGGCCAUCUGAUAAGGCAGGCAUUUUUCUGGCAAAGAUUAAUCAUCAUUGGUUCACAUGAAACAUGUAACAAAGAACCAAUUUGACACUUGCAAAUGUCAGGUGUAAGAUCGUCUCGUGAACAACUUUGAGAGAGAAAAAAGGAUUUCUUCAGACAUCAUUUUUCACAUUCACCCUGUGACCUCACAAGUUUAACCUGUGCCUUAUUUAUUUCAUUCUCACAAAUAACUCUUUAGGCUGAAUCCUUUUCAAUGGUAGUUCCCUUUCUUCUUCAGCAUACCCUAUCACUCAACUUCUUCUCAGUCUUCCUAUUGUUGUCAGAGAGUCAACGAAGAAUUUGGGGUUGGGGAGAAUGGUGAAGGGGAACCAAGGGAAUCUUGGUAGGAAUUUUCUUCCCCUGGAGAACCAAGUUUCGUAAAUCUAAGCCAACUUCCUGUUAAUGAGCCUUUCCAACUUCAGCUACUCUAUUCCCUGGAUAAGAAACAUUUGAAAUUGAUAGGCACAUAGUCUAGGCCCUAACUAAACCUGAAAGACUAUCUAAUCUCCUAGAAAACUGGCUGAGCUAUGUCCUUUCCAGAAACUUUCCAGGGCAUAAUGACUUAAUUUUGAGGAAAAAGGGAAAUACCCACCUGACUUUGAACUCUACUGAUUACGGUUACAAGAGCCCAGAGUCACCUCCAUGUCAAUGAGGCAUCAAAGAAUAUAUGGCAUUAGUGGAAAAUUAAGGAUUCAUACUAGACAAAUAUCUUCCCUUCACAUUAAUUCUCCAGAUACAUAGAAAAAGAAACAGAAAUCCCAGAAUAUCCAAAUUCAAAUGACUUCAAAAGCUAUCCAGUUUAAGCUGCAUUUGUAUGAGAACCCUCCCAAAUGAUAUUCUCAACCAAUGGUCAUCCAGUCACUUUUUGAAGACAUACUCAGUGAGAUGGAAACCAAUGUGGCAUAAUGUAGUCUUCUCUAAUCCCUCAUCCAUGUGACAAACCCCAUAAACACUUGAAUACAAAUAUAACACCUUCAGUUUGUCACUUUGAAUAUUACUGAUUCUUUCCACAUCUUUCAACAUGUGUGAUAUCAAUGCAUUUAACCAAUUUGAUGCCGUCUUCAGAUAUUCUCCAAUUUAUUAAUCCCUGAAAUAAGUCAACCAGAACUGAGCACAAUAUUCUAGAUCUAGUCUGACCAGGGAAGAAAACAGAAGGACUGUCUGUCAUUCCUAACAGUAUUCCAGUCUCAAAGACUAAAAUUGCAUUAACUUUCUUGGUUAUUUAUUAAACAAUGAUUCAUUUUGAGACUGCAGCCCCUAUAACUUUGUAUCUUUUUUUUUUCCUCAGAAAUCACCAGAUCACUCACAUUUUAUUUUAGACUUAUGAAGUUAAUAAUAACCACCAAGUAUCAACAUUUACAUUUAUCUUUACUAAAUAGGAUUAUGUUAUGAUCUCUAGUUCAUAUCUUUAUGCAUCCUGUCUCUAACAUCCAUUAUGUUAAUUCUCCUUCCAAGCUUUCAUUUGACAUACAUAUAAAAAUUUGAUAAGCAUGUGUCAUCUAUGCCCUUAAUCAAAUCAUUGAUUUUUUAAAUUGUAAAUAGUGCAUGGUCAAUCACAUAUUUUUGAUGUCCUUCCGAGCUGACUCUUGGUCUAUGCUAGAGACCUUCUUCUAAAUUGAUAUUAAGACAUUGACUCUGGGUCUGCCCAUUCAACAGGGAUAGAAAUUCUCCUACUUUUUUUUAUUAUUGUCUAAUUUACCUACUUCCACUUUUUUUCAUAAGAAUUACCUGAGGUUUUUGUUGUUGUUAUUUUUUACAUGAGGUUUUUUUUUUAAUGUUUUGCUAAGAUCUAGGUAAACUCUAUCUACAGCAGGACCCUGUUCUAUAAAGUCUAAUAAGUCUGUCUAAAAAAAGAAAUUACAUUAGUUUGAUAUGACCCAUUUGUGAUGAAGCCAUGCUUAAGGCUGCUUUUCCUAAAUGUUCAUUAAUCAUCUAUUUUUAAUGAAAUGUUUUGGAUUUUUCCAGGAAUAUAAAUCAAUUUCCCUUGCCUAUCAUUUUUGGGUACCACUCUAUUUACCCACACUUAAGAAAAAUAUUGUUCUUCUCCAAAUCUGUAGUACUCCUCCUAUUCUCCAAAAAUCUUUCAAAGAUCAUGGCUCAGCCAUUCCAUCUUCAAGUUCUUUAAUAUCUUAGGGCAUAGUUCACAGUGACUUAAACUCAUCAAAGACAAUGAAGUACUCUGUAAUUAUCUUCCAACUUAUCUUGGACCACAAUUCCCUAUUAAUUCCCAUUUUUGUUUUAUCCUUUUCAAGACAAAGACCAUUCUCUUUAGGGAAAAAAAGAAAACAGGAAUGAAAUUAAAAUCAAACAGUUCUAUAUUCUGACAUCUUUUAUCAUUCACCCCAAGCAAUGGUCCUCUCCCUUCUUUGAUCCUAUUUUUCCCCUAAAUAUAGCUAAAAGAUCCUUUUUGUUCUUUUUAGGUUUCCUCACCAGCUUCAGCUUAUUCUGAGCUUUGGCGCACCUGUCAGAAUUCUUAUAGGACUAUAUCACAUUUCAUAUUCAUCCUCUGCUACCUGCCUUUGCUCCUACCUUCUGUGCAUGUCCUUUGUUUUCAACGGGUUGAUGAAUCCAUAUUAGACAGUUCUUCCUAUUCUCUCUUAUAAGAAUGAUGCCUUCAAAGUUUAAUUCUUGAGAACUUCCCUUAGCUCUUAGAUAGACCUCUCCUAUAAACAUUUAGUCCAUAAGACCCUUCUUCAGAAUCCUUUGAAAUCUGCUCUCAAAAUAUUGGAUACAUAUCUAACUCUGCCUGACUUUCCUCUAGUCCAAAUUCUGAGACAAAAUUGUCUAUUCCUGAAAAGAUUCUUGUGUUUUCUUCACCAGUAACCAUCUCCUCCUUUUUGUGAGUGUCGGAUCCAGAAUAGAAGUUCCUCUCGUUUAUCUUUCCACCUCUUUCAGGAUCAAAUUAUCAUUAAGCACAGCUAAGAAAUUACUAAAAACUCUGCUCAGGAUAGAGUAAGAAAUCCAGCCUCUGAUCACAUCUCAUCAAGUCUCAGUAAUAGCUAUAAAAUCAAAUUUGUCUCCUUGUAUUAGGAUAUCCAGUGGUCCUCAUUUGUCAUCCACACUUCAUACAUCCAUGUAUGGAGCUCUAUGGCUGUGGACUUUAUUAAAAAGUCUUCUAUGAAUAAGAGAAAUGAAACUCCAAAAGAUUAAGCAAGUGAUUUAUCUUAUGACCUCAGCAUCCCUUAGUAUCUCCUAGGAACAGUUUCCCUUGUCCAGGAAGAAAUAUGUCUGCUUUCUUUUGUUUUGGACAGAAGAGAAAAGGUGAAGCUAUGAGCAUUAAAGAUCUAUGAGGAUUAUAUAGCUAGAAGGGUGGGAACAAUACGUAGGGGAAUUUCAUCUCACAUGGCCACAUCCUUGAACCCUAGAAGAUGAAAGUUGACCUUUAGGAGCAUUGAACCCUAACCCCUUCAUGUUAUGUUAGAGAACCAAAGAGGGGCUAUGACUUCCCUAAGAUUACACAAAGGCUUUAAACAGCAGAGUCAAUACUUAAAAGUAGAUCUUCUGAUCCCUAGACCAAUGUUCUUUCAAUGACAUUACACUGCUUUCUGAGAAAAUAAUUGGAUGGAGAGAGCAUGGAAGUAGAAGAAAGAAUCAUGAAGAACCCAGAGUUAGAAGCCAGUAUCCUAGACUGUGUGACUAAAACAAAUUACUUAACAUAUUAAGACCACAAUUUCCUCCUCUUUAGAAUGGACAUGAUUAUUCCUAAAAUUCCUUCCAACUUUCUGACAAUCAAUGAUUUUUUAAAGAAUGGAAAGUCAGUGAAUAGAGGAUAAAAGUAAAACAGGCAAGUUCAUAGGCUUUCCAUAAGCCAAACUCCCUUGACGUCCCUCUGACUAAAAUGGCUUGUUCGGAGGUCAGGGAAAUACUACUUUGUUCCCAGUAGAAUUGUGUCCUGUAAGGAACAUACAUCAGAGUCUUGACCCAUUAGAUUACAACUCUAAGGUACUAAGGAAAAACCAGAAUUUAGACUCUAGGAAAUGUUUAGAUUAGAUGCACUGUUUUUGAGAGGUGUCACUGGUGCAAGGUACCCCAGAUGACUUGAAGUGGGUCCUCUUGAACAGCUCAUUGCCAUUUAUAUAAAAUUCUUAGUCUCAGAAUGAGAAAGGAAUAUAUGAGUUAACAAAUAGACCAAUCCCUAUCUGUACCAUGAAUCCCCUCUAAAAUAACCCAAGUGGUCAUCCAGUUUCUGCUUUACCACUCACUACUUUGAGAGAAAGCCAAUCAUUAUCAGACAACUCUAAUGAUUGUAAAGUUAUUCCUUAAAUUAAGCUAAAAGCUAUCUCUCUACAGCUUCCUUGCCUUGAUCCUAGCUCAGUCCUUCAGGAUCUUGCAGGAUAAGUCUGUGUAGCAGCAUAAGUCAGGACUGGUAUCUCACUAAACAACACUAGGAAGGUGAGUUCAUAGUCCAGUCCUAGAGUCAUAGUGUGUUGGCUAUGUGGGAAGAAAUGGACUAAUAGAACAGUCAUUGUUAAACUGCCUAUUAACCUUAACCCCAAGUCAUAUUUCCAUGAUAUACCUCCAGGCAUUAAUAUUGGAUCUUUGGGGCCACGUCACUUUCACUCUAAUUCCACCCAUCUUGUGACUGUAGACAAUCAUCUUUUCUAACCCAUGUGCUUCAUUAGCUCAUCUGAUCUCACAAUACAUCCUACAACCUUAGAAGUUUGCCCAGCUCAGGGAAAAGAAGGGAUGGGAAUGUAGAGGAGGAGAAAGAUCACAUAGGCAAUGAAUGUGGAAAGUUCAAAAAGAACAGAGGGUCAUACUCACAGGAAAAAUUGUUAUAGCUAGCUGCCAUUGUUAGGUGAUCCUCAAAGCCCUAUCCCAGGCCAGGGUUCUAAUAGACACUAACCUUCUAACAAGAAAUUAAAUUGCCCUUUCAUGCCAUUCCAAAUGAUUCUGAGAAUACCUUGCAUCACUGAUCAUGUAUUAGCCCAGAAAAGACAAUUUGAGACUUCUAAGUAGGAGCAGGGAAACUCAGCUUCCUGGCCCAAAAUAGUCUAUCUCUGUAGAUCUACCACCAUAUUGGCCCCUAGCCAGAGGAACUGAAUGGCCAGGUCAUGAUCGGAACUUUGAGGUCUAGAACCAUCCCUGGCAUUAGAGACAUCAUAAUUCUUAAAAUCAGGUUUAAGCUCUCUACUGGAUGACUUUACACAAGUCAUUUCACUUUUCAUCUUCAAUUUCCUCAUAUAUCAAGGUAAUAAGUGAUCUACCAUCUUCAUAGGCUUGUCCUGAAGAGGAAAAUAGAUCUUAGCUAUGAAAGGGUUUUGGAAGGGUUAAAAGUUCCAUUUAGGUACAAGAGGUUUUAGCUCCCACUGAGAUACUCUCUGGUACAACUCAGGGGGCAAACUAUAGCUCUUUGUUCAUUGACUGAAUUUUAAUGACUAAGGAGACUCUCAACCUAAUUAAAAUAAUAACAUCAGCUCAGUGAUUGAUUUUGUUUAAGGACCAAUUUUGGAGAUGAUCCUAUUUGGUAAAGGUUACACAUCUGUAGCUUAUUUCCAUUUGGGGCUUUUGUUACUUCUAAUGUGAAUGCUAUUAUCCAGCCUUGAAUGCCGUUGGAGGAAACCUCCUGUUUUGUGCCCUCCCUAUAAUUGCCAGCUACAGUUUUGAUUGGGGACCAAUUGGUUUCCCAUGUGGUCAGUUGGUCAAGCUUCAGUUCAAAGGAAAACCAUGGAGCUAAAGCUAGAAAAGAUCCUUUGAUAAAGUGUACCCAUGUUGUUUCUCAACCAGCUGAAUGCAGAGGCACCAAGAAUUCCUCCCUGGGCACUCAGGGCAGUAAUCAGAUGUUGUUUUUUUUCCCCCAUGGAAUGCCAACCCAUGAUUAUUUCCAGGGACUGUUUUGCAUGUUUCCAAGGGAAAAAAAGGUUUAAAAAUAAUUCCACUGGAAGGACAAAGUGCAUAAGUGUGUGUGUGUGUGUACACGUAUGUAUGUUUGUGUCCAUGUGUGUUUCUGUCUCUGUAUGUGGACAGCUAUAUGAAAAUACAAAGAAUAUCACAUUAUGACCUUUCAUAAUUCAAGAGGAUUCCAUCAUGUUAGGGCAACUGUUAUAGAAUAGUUUUUGUUUAUGGUUUUUGUUUGUUUCUUUGUUUGUUAUUUUGCAAACUUCCACCAAGUUUGGUUGGGUGUUUCAUAAUGAAGUGAAUACUGAAUGUAGAAUGGAUGUUUCGGUAUCAUGCCGUUGUGUCUGGUCCCACUAACAAAAACACUGCUGCCUCCUGCUGUUGCACCCAAGGUGUCAGGAUCCCAGUGAUGGGGCAUUUCUGUCUUGUUUCUUUCCUUUCUCAUUCUGUGUUAAUGUGUCUGCUUUCCGUUUGACAGAGGGACAAGCGUGAUACGUCCAACUUCGAUAAAGAGUUCACCAGACAGCCUGUGGAACUCACUCCCACUGAUAAACUCUUCAUCAUGAACUUGGACCAAAAUGAGUUUGCUGGAUUCUCCUACACUAACCCAGAAUUUGUUAUUAAUGUGUAGAUGACAUGUGUAACCCCACUGUCAUGCCUGAAGUCAGAGACUUCAGGCCAAGUUGUAAAUAGGAAUUCUAGUCUUCCGGAAUUUGUGGUGCAUAUGCCAGCAUUCACCAUGUGGAGAGAUUGUUUUCUGGGGCCUAUCUUUGUACGUGUAUCUUGCCAGUUUGUUUUCUACAUUUGAAAUGUUUCAUUUGAAGUAAAAUGCAUUAACCUAAUAGCCAGAGGUCUAACUUUUUUGACCUCUAAUCCAACCUUAGUUAUGCAUUGAAUGAGCAAAAAAAAAAAUAUUCCAAUUCCUGUGUCUGGUCCCUAAAUUGCUUCCGUCUUUGUAAUUUUUAAAAUCAGAAGCUGACAUUCUGAUCAAGUUUUUACAGUUAUUCCACAAUGUUGAUUUGUUUGUUUGUUUGUUUCUUUUUCCUUUGAAUGCUAAGCAUGGUCAGUAUUUUUAAGAGUUGUGAGUAAGCUUUGCUGUUACUGUGAACUUAGUGUCUCUUAGAGGAACCUUUUGUUCAAGAAGUUGAGAUGAUUAAACCUGAUUAAUGUAUUGAAGAUGUAUGCUUUACCCAUUUCUAUUUUUAAGUGCAUUGUAUAUAGUAUAACAGGCUUGAUGAAGCUAACAUCUUCCUCCUUCGCUCAUAGGAAAUGUAUCCACUUGGCCAUUCAUUCACUGUUUUUCAUGUUUAUUAAUGACUCAGGCAAAAAAGUCUACGCAGCACUAAAUAAGCAAAAGAGAAGGCCAUCUUCAUAAAGUUAGAAUGGCUCCUGGGGUGUCACUAUUUGCAAGUUGGCUAAAUAGGUUAUUUCUGUUACAAGGGUACUUUCCUUUUUUGGAGUCACCUCAGGGAGGAAGGCAAGGGUGGGGGGCACAGCACAAACCCCAAAGCUGAGCCCACAUACCUCUCUGCAAGGGUUUCCUUAUUUUAUAAAGAAUAUACAUCUAUCUUCCUCUCUCCAAAGACAUAUUUACCCAUGAAACUCAGCAGGGAACAGUAAAGUAGUGGUUUCUAAAGUCACUGGCAAGCUAUAGAGCCUCUGCCUCAUGGGCAAGUUACUUUCCUUUGAGUUUCAUUCACCUCCUUUAUGAAAUGAUGGGUUGGACUAGGUAAGCUCUAAUGGGCCUUGUGGCUCUAACACUCUGUUCUAACAUCCUUUUCUUCUCUGACAUUGUUGAGACUUAUAUUCUUUUUCUGACAAAUCUACAGAAUGCUUUUCCUUUUGGCCCAUCUCCACCAUUCUCUGACAAAUCCUAAAGGGAUCCAUAAACUCAUGUAGCAUAUAAAAAUGAGAGUAAGCAGGGCUGGGGCUUCCAGCUAGGGCCUACCUUCCAUUCAUAUCCCAACAGGCUUCUAACCCUGCUCAAAAUGUAGUUCUAUUGCUAUUCAUUUCUAUUUUUCUUUCUAUAUUCUUUUUCCCUAUGAUUUUGUUUGUGAAGAGGUGGUAAUCCCAGCCUGAAUGUACCAUACAAGAGGUCUCUGCUCCUGCCAAGACUGGUAGGCUAUUGCAAAGAGUAGAGUUGUCAGAUCAAAUGAAUUGUGAUGCUCUCCAACAAUGACUCACAGUCCUCCCUACCCCCACUACUCACUCACCUCAUGCCCAGUACUGCUCCCAAGACUUAAGACCUGUACUGAGAUGUUUACAUCUACACACACACACACACACACACACACACACACACACACACACACACAUCUUUUCAAAGACUUAACAGUGUUACACAUUACAAUUUGUACCCAUCAUGACCAGUAAAAUGGAAGUUAAAUGGAAGAAAAUGUGCAUAUUCUUCAUGUGAGCUAUAAAAAAAUUGUUUUUUUUAAAUAUGUCAAUGUUUGCCCCCUGGACACAUCUUUUGAACUAACGUAUUAAGGGAACAAGCUGCAACAAUCCUGGUGGCUCUGUUCUCCCUCCCAUCCCUCUAUUAGCCACUUUCACUUUUUAUAUGGGCAAGAAAGAUCUCUUGGCAGAAAUAUUUCAGGAUACACACACAUACAUACACAUACCCCAAAACAAAAAUCCAUAGAAUAUGUCAAAAUGAAGCAAACAGAUUAAAACAGCAGCAUAAGCCUGUGCCCACUUUCUCAAGGACCCAAUUUUGUCACCUAAAAAAUGAGAGAUACAUUCAACUAUUUGACUUGAAUGGGGUAGAUCACCAUAAAGAAAGAGGUCUGAGAUCUAAAUCAGUUUAGACAUUUCUUCUCCCUCCCAUCUGACAUUGGAAGAAAUAAAACCUGUUGAUACUCUGAAAAAAAAAAAUUUCCACUCUAUUUGCCCUUUUGGCUUAGAGCUGACAUUAUCAUUCUUACCUCUUUUUCCUGCCCCCUUUUUGAUACACCCAAGGCUCAACUAACUUUUAGCUCAAGCUAAAUUGAGUAAAGAAUCUCCCUUCACCUAUCCUGAUCAGUGACUGUUUUAUAGCUUACAAUAUCAGAAAUUUCCUAGAGAACUGAGGUCAGAGUCAAAAAGGGUCUUAGAACUAGACUAUACAUGGUCAAUAUUGAGAGGGACCUUAGAACAUUGAACAAGGGAUGCCAGAGUUGGGAAGAGCUAUCUAGUUCAUCCAUCUCCCUUCAUAGAGAAGGAAACUGAAGCCCAGGGCGGGGAAAUGGUGUUAUCAAGACUAAAACUCAAGUCUCCCGAUGCUGCUGAAGACUGAACUCUUGACUGGUCUCAAUCAAAUUCAAUGCAGUAAGCAUUUAUUAAAUGCUUGCUGUUCCAGGAACUAUGUAAGGACUGAAGGAUACAAAGAGAAACAGCCCCUCAAGGAAUUUACAUUCUACUAGAGGAAGAGAGGAAAUAACAUAUGCAAAAAAAAAGGAAAUGCAAACAAUAUGCCCAGAAGAUAGAACACUGUUGAUCAAUUACAAGGACCCAAUUUCCCAUGUGACUUAGAACAGUUAAACCAAAUCCACCCUAAUGGCUUUACCCUAUUGAUGGGGGGGUGGGGGGUGGUCCUAAAGAGGUCCUAGUGAUGACACUCUUUGAGGGAUGAGAUGGGAAUCCUCUCAGGAAGUUUCUCUGAAUCUGUACCUGAUUACAGGUGACCUACAGUGUCAGGAUCAGUGUGCUGAACAUAUUCUGCGGUCCAAUGAAUUUAUGUCAAUUUAUUAUUAUCAGGUCAGCAAGAUUAUCCCACAGCAUGUGAAGAAACAAUUCUCAGACAGGAAAGGAGAUCUCCCAGAAUUUGUUAGCCAAAGCAAUUUAAAAUUUCCAGUUUGGUUAACCUAGGGUUUCCUAACCUAUGAUUCUUCAAACUAUAGCUUGAAUGAUUUCUAAGUUUGUUGUACUUUUUUCCCUUAAGUACUAGUGAAGCUCUUAAAAAAAAAAAAAACCUCAACAAAUUCUGUCUCCAGUUGAGUAAAGGAGAAAAGAGGGGAAUGUCUAGGUCAAACUAGAUUAAGGUUGAAGAGAGAAGUAGAAAGAUACAUAAGGGCCUGCUGUUGCACCAGAGCUUUGGGGACCAUCCAGUAAAGAUUACAUGCAGAUUUGAAGAGAAUGAGAACCAUAGAAAUGGCUAAAACCAGCCAGUCUUCUUUCCUGCCUGGGGUUCUGUUUCUUCAUAGAGGAAAACCUAAACACUAUCUGUUGCUGGCCCAAUCAAAGGAAGGGGCCAUAAGUAUGUUCGAAUUGACAUACUUGGUCAUACUAUGCCAACAUAGCAGAUCCUGGGGUUUACAUUUUCUAAAAUGAACCUAAAAAAAGAAUCUAUCAUCAGUGAAGGGGAAGGAGCCUGGCUUACCUAGAAAUAGUGGUUGUCUGUACUGUAUCCCCAAGAGGCAGGGCUCUCAAGGGGCUCUUGGAUUCCAUAUAGUAUUGUUUAUGAUCAUGUUUCAUGGGGAAUGCAAACAUACCAUGACCACCUCCUUAUUUUGUGUGUACUGUGACUUUAUUUUCACCUGCAAGUAUUGAUAAAUUUGAUACAUUAUCUUAAAUCUAAUGUGUUUGACUAAAGGAAUCCUAAAGACUGCAUCAUAGAUGGAUAUAUAACCUCAGUUCUAUUUGCUGCAUGUAUGAAAAAAUAAAAAUCUAUAAUUUAUAGAAA
Monodelphis domestica (gray short-tailed opossum) is the source of this 17717-nucleotide messenger RNA. It is a transcript of the gene PRKCB, whose product is annotated as protein kinase C beta. Gene Ontology annotation, biological process: protein phosphorylation. The record is from RefSeq and is a predicted model, not a curated record. NCBI's taxonomy places the organism in Eukaryota, Metazoa, Chordata, Mammalia, Didelphimorphia, Didelphidae. Gene Ontology annotation, molecular function: zinc ion binding; diacylglycerol-dependent serine/threonine kinase activity; ATP binding.